UAGAAAUUACCCCCUUUAUUGAAAAAUCACAUGGCUUGUGUUGUCUUUGAAAUUACGUCAUGGACUCAGUCACAUGUUUUCGCUCGCCUUUACCCCUCUCGUGGGUUCGAUAAUUGCACAAUUCUACAGCUCAUUAAGCUAGCUUAAUCGCAAGUUUCUCCAUAUCUGAGGGAUUAGCGUCGAACAAAGAAUCCAACAUGGCUGAGCGUGAAAAAGAAUUUACGACCUCGAUUCAGUCCAACGAAAUGGUACCGAACGACAGAGUUGGUAGAACAAUUCUUGCCACUUUUAUUGCAGCUCUUGGCCCGUUGUCGUUUGGAUACUGUCUGGCAUACUCAUCGUCUGCUUUGGAAGAUUUAGUGGACCACGGCGGUAGUGCUUCUGCUUUUAAAUUAACCAGCGGUCAAGGAUCAUGGUUUUCUUCCCUGGUCACAAUUGGAGCCAUUUUCGGAAGUCCCUUGGGUGGAUGGGCAAUCGAUAAGUUUGGUCGUAAGAGUACUAUCAUGUUGUGCGUCAUACCGUUUGUUCUGGGAUGGUUGCUCAUCAGCUUUGCUCAUAAUGUCGCCAUGCUCUACACUGGUCGGAUUAUCACAGGAAUGGGUUGUGGUGUAAUCUCACUUGCUGUUCCAGUCUACAUUGCUGAGAUUGCACCUGCACGGUUGCGUGGAACACUUGGCUCUGUCAACCAACUUGCAGUUACACUGGGUCUUUUAACUGCCUAUGCAGUAGGUGUGAAGUGUCACUGGAAAUGGUUGGCUAUUACUGGUGCAGUUCCACCAACAAUUCUCAUCAUUCUGAUGUUUACCAUGCCAGAGACUCCUCGUUGGUGUCUUGCCAAGAACAAAAGAAAAGAAGCACUGGAUUCUUUGCGGUGGUUUCGAGGCCCUAGUGCUGACAUUGAAAAUGAAUGUUUCAUCAUUGAAUCAACUUUAGAGCGGCAAGAGACGUUAAAGUUGCAAGACUGGCUGUCACCUGUGAUAGCAAAACCUUUGAUAAUUAGUCUUGGGUUAAUGGUGUUUCAACAAUUUUGUGGAGUCAAUGCAGUUCUCUUUAAUGCUGCCCACAUCUUUGCAGUGGCAGGAUUUAAAGAUGGAAAGCUUGUCUCCAUUGCUGUAGGCUUGGUGCAGUUUGUUGGUACAGCUUUAGCAUGUUUAAUUAUGGACAAAGCAGGGCGGCGUAUCCUUCUCUUAACAACAGCAAUUGGAAUGUGUGUGUCUCUGGCAGCACUUGGUGUAUAUUUUGAGAUCUACAUCCCUCCAGAAGGUGAAGGCUCAGCAAGUGAAACAGUUUCCUUGCUUGGUUCAAUCAGUCACUCUGUUCCAGCCAAGAAGAUUUCCUGGUUAUCUAUUUUGUGUAUUGUUCUGUUCAACUUGAUGUUUGCCCUAGCAUGGGGGCCUGUUCCAUGGCUUGUGAUGUCAGAAAUAUUUCCCCUGCGAGCGCGUGGUCCAGCCAGCAGCUUUGCGACUAUGGCCAACUGGACAUUGGCAUUUGUUGUUACAAAAACAUUCCAGUCUAUGGUUGUUGCUCUCUCCAACCAAGGUGUAUACUGGUUUUAUGCAGGAUUCUGUUUUGUUUCAUUCAUUUUUGUUUUUCUUCUGAUGCCGGAGACAAAGGGUAAAACAUUGGAAGAAAUAGAAGCUAUGUUUGACAAGAAAAAUUCAGAAUAUGAACGGCUUCACUAACAAGUCAAGACAUGGAACAGCUGUAAUAUUCUUCAAACCCUCAUAAUGUGAUUUGUUUUUUCUUCUUUCUAGCUGUCAUUGAUUCCUUGUUCCUAGGGGGAAAAAAGAAACAUUUUUUUAUGAUUUAUUAUCCAACACACCAAAUUGUUUUUUCAGUGCUGGCGAUUUUCAUGGAUGACAGUGCAUGACAGAAGUAUAUAAAUAUUUUCUUCGAUAAAUGAUGAAAUUUCAUGCCAUCUUACUGCUUUUCUUUGUUCGAUUUAUGUGAUAAACUUGGAUCAAUAUUCAUGAGCCAUUUUGACUCCUUGUUGUCACAAAAUUAAUCAAAACUGUCUUCCAGUUUUUUUAUAACAUAAAUUCAAUUCAUCACUUGCGUGAUGCGUGAAAACCCGACUAACUGGUUGUCUGGAGUACAAAUACUAUGUGUGAUAUUUGUACUCGUCUCAGGCAUUGUUUGUACUCUAUGGAGUGUAGUUGGAUAAUAAAUAUGCAUAUUGAUGUUAGGGUGCAAAGGGUGUUAAGUCUUGUCAAAACACUCUAAAUAAGCCAAAAGUUUUCUUGAAACCUCUAAAUAACAGGCAAUUUAUCUAUCUGGGCUUACAUGCAGCUGAAUGAUGUAUAACAAAUAAUAAAUGUACCAUAAAUAAUUAUAAUAAUUUAUUAUAUUAUAAUAAAUUUAUUUAUUAUUAUUUUUAUAAUCUUUCAUACUUUACACCAAGCAGAUGAAUGAUGUAUUGAAUUUGAAUUUAUUUCAUUAUUAUUUGAGGGUAAAGGUUCAAAAUAGUUUAACAUUACAAUAGACAUAUUGUUCCUUCUUCAUACUAUUUGAGGAAGAAUCAAAGACAUAAAAAUCAAAUGACAGAAGAAAUGCCCAAUUUGGUCCUUUUGAAGCGUUACCCAUGGAAAGACUUAAUUUUGGCAUUUCUGCUCAUCUUCUCCUUGACUGCAUUCUGGUUUGGUUUUAUUGUUAGUGGAAAAAAUUUACUUGCUGUUUGUAAUAGAUGCUUUGAGGAAUAUUUUUGCAACAUCAAUAAUGUAAUAAUUGAUCUCUGUUCAGGGCAAUUACUGGUGAUAGAUACACCUAUGUUCUAGGUCAGUGAGGGGCCCCUGUGAAUAUUUUGCUAUUAAAUUAUAAGAAGAGAGCAUAUUAUCAUUAUUUUUAUUACUAUUAUGUCACAGAAAAAUCAACUGAAUGCUACAUUCUAAUCAGGCAGC
Molecule: messenger RNA, 2897 nt
Organism: Stylophora pistillata
Lineage: Eukaryota; Metazoa; Cnidaria; Anthozoa; Scleractinia; Pocilloporidae
Product: solute carrier family 2, facilitated glucose transporter member 8
Biological process (GO): carbohydrate transport; transmembrane transport
Cellular component (GO): membrane
Molecular function (GO): sugar transmembrane transporter activity
Source: RefSeq, a predicted model, not a curated record